Molecule: messenger RNA, 3929 nt
Organism: Syngnathus typhle (broad-nosed pipefish)
Lineage: Eukaryota; Metazoa; Chordata; Actinopteri; Syngnathiformes; Syngnathidae
Product: prickle-like protein 2
Exons: 9
Coding region: 187-2871 (894 amino acids)
Molecular function (GO): zinc ion binding
Source: RefSeq, a predicted model, not a curated record
CUGAUGACAGCCUGCAGCCCCGCACCGGCAGAAAGCUCGUCGUCGUCUCCCGGACUGCGAGGAGGGAGAGACGUAAAGCCAGUCGGGGACGGCCGUUAGGAGUCCGGCGUGAGCGACUCGCUCCGACUCACAGGUGUGCAAAGCUCCCCUGAAGCAAGGUGUGCAGCAGAGCAUGUUGUGACAGCCAUGUCUCUGGAGAUGGAGAAGACCAUCACCAAGUUGAUGUACGACUUUCAGAGAAACUCAACCUCUGAUGAUGACUCCGGAUGCGCUUUAGAGGAAUACGCCUGGGUCCCGCCCGGCCUCAGUCCGGAACAGGUGCAUCAGUAUUACAACUCUCUACCCGAAGAGAAAGUCCCGUACAUUAACAGCCCCGGGGAGAAAUUCCGCAUCAAACAACUGCUGCAUCAGUUGCCACCGCAUGACAACGAGGUGCGUUAUUGUAACUCCAUGGAAGAGGAAGAGAAAAGAGAACUGAAGCUGUUCAGCAACCAACGCAAGAAGGACAACCUGGGCAGAGGCAACGUCCGUCCUUUCCCCUUAACCAUUAACGGGGGCAUCUGCGAUAAGUGCGGUGGUCAGUUAAAGGGAGGCGACAUCGUGGUGUUUGCCGCCAGGGCGGGUCACGGAAAAUGGUGGCACCCGAAUUGCUUUGUCUGCUGCAUGUGCGAGGAAAUGCUGGUGGAUCUCAUCUACUUCUACCAGGACGGCAAGCUCUACUGUGGUCGGCACCACGCCGAGAGACUGAAGCCCCGCUGCUGCGCCUGUGAUGAGAUCAUCUUUGCUGAUGAAUGCACUGAGGCGGAGGGCAGACACUGGCACAUGAAGCACUUCUGCUGCUACGAGUGCGGGACCACCCUGGGCGGUCAGCGCUACAUCAUGAAGGACGGCCGGCCGCACUGCUGCAACUGCUUCGAGUCCCUUUACGCAGAGUACUGCGAUGCGUGCGGGGAACACAUAGGCAUUGACCAAGGCCAGAUGACGUAUGACGGACAGCACUGGCACGCGACUGAAGAAUGUUUUUGCUGUGCUCACUGCAAACGUUCUCUGCUCGGUCGUCCCUUCCUGCCAAAGCAGGGACAGAUCUUCUGUUCACGGUCCUGCAGCGCUGGACAGGAUCCGGAUGAGUCUGAUUCGUCCGACUCCGCUUUCCAGAGCGCCCGAUCCCGUGAAUCUCGCCACAGCACCAAGAUUGGUAAAAAGGAGCGCAGGAAUGCCGAGCAGGAACGGAGGAACGUGGAGACCCGCCAUUCAGCUCCGCCACCGAUGCCUGACCGUCUGUCGGCUGAAAUCGAUCCGCUGACCGCUCAGAUGGAUCGCUUAAGCGUAUCGGCCGGCCAGACUCCGAGCAGGACGCCUAACCGCACUCCAAGCCGCACACCGAGCCGUACUCCGAGUCGCGCCCCGAGCCUUAACCAGGUGUGGAUGAGCAGAGAUGACCCUUAUGUCCCUGGUGCCUUUGAGGGACCCCAGCGAGAAUCCGCCCCCACCCCAACAUCCGUUCAUCUUUUGGGUCAGUGUAACGCCAGGCAGGGCUACAACCCCAACGCAAAUGUUCAUCCUCCAGCCCAGAGUCCUGCCAACCCAGGAAAGAGGCCUGAUUCCUGGGGGAAAGAGCAGGGCAAUUCAAAGAGGACACCUAUGGCUGCUCUAAGGGGGCACUCCUUCAACGAUAACUGGAUCCACCAUAGCCAGGAUGAGUUCAGACCUAACAAGCUGCGCACCCAAAUGAGUUUCAACGAGAUGUCGAGCCAGAACCAAGGAUUCCCUGACAAGAGGAGCAUUAGCCUUCAUGGAUUUCAGAGAGACGGAAGGCCUCCACUAACCAGACGGAACCCCAUCAAUGCCAUGAGCUUCAAUGAGCCGCUGACUCCAUUGGAACAGACACCCCGUGGCUCCAUGGACUCCAUCACUGUGUCGAAUGCUACAGCAGGCAAUUCUCUGGAUGGGGUCACCAAGCGUCAGGAGAAUUUGUCCAGGUUCUCCAUGCCUGAUCUGAGCAAGGAUUCGGGUGUAAAUGUGUCUGAAAAGAGCAACAUGGGAACUCUUAGCUCUUCGGUCCAGUUCCAUAGCACGGAGUCGCUGUCCUCUUCUCGUCCCUUUAACAACAACAUGUACACCCCGCACAGGGUGGGCUACCCACUGCAGUACUGGGAUGGCCCACAGCCCCUGGCUUUUGACGGCAAAGGUCGUGUCGGGGUGAUGGGCAGCAGCGGCAACUUGCGAAUGGCUCCCAUGAGCGACAGAAUGCCCCGUCGACUCAUAAGCGGGCAGGAAGUGGCAUCCCAGAAACAACAGGCUCAACCCAGACGUCGCAAACACCAUCGGGGGCAGCACCGCGGCGCCCGGCACCACAAACGCUCCCGUCGCUCUCGUUCGGACAACGCCCUGCACCUGGUGGCCGACCGACCGGCUCAAAUGGCAGAGCCGCCGUACCAUCGCGUCCAGGAGGAUUACGACCGCUUCCCUUCGGGUCACGCCGCCCGGGAGCUGUUCGGCCCGGAGUCCGGCGGGUGCCGACAGCAGCCCCACCGACCGUGUCCCCGCACCACUUCUGAUCUCACCCUGCAAAACGCUGGCUGGCAACCUGUCGGCUUGGGCGGGCCGUGCUGGGGCGACGGCUACGUGGAAGCCGCGGACCCCUGGUGCUCCAGCUGCUCCUCUUCCUCCGAAUCGGAGGAGAACGAGGGCUACUUCAUGGGCGAACCCAUCCCUCGGCCCGUGCCGCUGUGCUACAUCAACAACGAGGAGCUGCGCCAUCGCUACAGCCCCUCCGGAAUGGGCGCCCACCACGGACCACUGCACGGACCCAUUCACGGCCAGCUGCACGCCCGCCAGAGGAGGAAGAGCAAAAACUGCAUCAUUUCAUAAAUUUUAGACAUAAAUAACGGUGAGGGUAUAAGUGGAGGGGUGAAUGAGGUAAGAGAGACAGAUGAGGAGACCAUAAAAGCAACAGAGAGUGGGUAGCUGAGUGUGAGGUAGUGACAGCUAGUAUGUGUGUAGGGGUGGACGUAAAGAGACACUAGGCCUAUUUUUCAUGCUGUGAGGUUACACAACUCGGGUAGUGUUUGUGUACACCUACACGGAAUGAUCUAACCACAAGAGGAAGCUCAGUUGUCUUACACAACACAACACAAAACAAAACAAAAGGAAUGUUUACAACGUUGGAUGCCAACCUGACGACGAAGCACUGCUCAAUUUGACUACUAAAUACGAAGGUGGUCAAGGUAAAUAAGACUCGUUCCUGACUGUCUGUGCAUGUGUCCAUGUUCUAGGAAGAUCGAACAGUUGCUUUACCGGUACAUUAAGGAACUGGAGCGAUGUCAGCGUUCGGAGAUCGAACUUUGCCGUUCAAUGUAUCAAUGUGGACAAUGCGGAAGUCAGAGUGUCGGGCUAGCGAAGGCUACGUGCUGGAUUCCGAGCCGCGUCGUCGGUGGAAUCCCAAUGCUGCUGGAAUGGAGCGUUAGCUCGCUAGCCCGGUUAGCACCAUGUACAAAUAGUCUAUUGAACUUUGUGCUCUGCAUAGCCGACUCUCCAUGCUUUACCGAGGACAGAGCGCCGGCCGGCCGGCCGGCCGGGGGGCGGCUGGCCCCUCUGCUCCUUGACCAUUCAGGCACAGUAACGUCAGGUAUGGUCCCGUUUUCUCUUCUGCGCCAUGCUUUGUUUUUUUAGAGUAACUUCUAGGCAAAUCAAGAUAAUAAUGCUAACAAUAAAGAAAUAAUAACCACUCAUGCAAAUAAGAAUCUUACGGAAAUGAAAAAGAAUAGCUAUUAAAUGUUUAUAGAGUAAUACACAUAUUAAAGCGAUGGAUAUAGUCAUGUAAAUGUCAUGUACAUAUGGUCCUAAAUAUCUCUAUAUUUUGUAACUCGAGAAUCAUUCUUUGUAUAAUAUCAUGUAGAGAUAGGGAUUCUUGCAUGUCAUUUAGUUGU